Messenger RNA from Brassica oleracea var. oleracea, 3499 nucleotides. Its product is annotated as clathrin interactor EPSIN 2. The transcript is spliced from 14 exons. The record is from RefSeq and is a predicted model, not a curated record. Lineage: Eukaryota; Viridiplantae; Streptophyta; Magnoliopsida; Brassicales; Brassicaceae. Bases 284 to 3172 code for a protein of 962 amino acids. Gene Ontology annotation, molecular function: clathrin binding; phospholipid binding. Gene Ontology annotation, cellular component: endosome; clathrin vesicle coat; plasma membrane. Gene Ontology annotation, biological process: endocytosis.
UAUUAAUCUAUUGAAUUUUCCACUUCUGGUUGCUGUUUCUCUUCCCUUCCUCUCUCUCUCUAAGGAUUCGAUUGAAUCUAAAACGCAGGAAGGAGAGAGAGAGAGAGAUCAUAAGCUUCGCGUCUUUGCUGAAUCUCUCUCUAUAUCGGCGUUUCUUCCUCUUCUCCGUCCCUCACAGAUUCGCGAUCCGAUUUGGCAUCAAGCGCACAUUUCCUUCGCAGCAAAGGGUGAUCAUAUAAGUUUUGCAACAGACUUCUUAGAGGGCGUUUAACACAAAACGAAGAUGAAGAAAGUCUUCGGUCAAACUGUCAGAGACCUCAAGAGAGAGGUCAACAAGAAAGUGCUCAAAGUGCCUGGAAUAGAACAAAAGGUUCUAGAUGCUACUAGCAACGAGCCAUGGGGUCCUCAUGGUUCUCUUCUUGCUGAUAUUGCGCAAGCUUCAAGAAAUUACCAUGAAUACCAGUUGAUCAUGGGGGUCAUAUGGAAACGACUUAGCGACACUGGAAAAAACUGGCGGCAUGUCUUUAAGGCUUUGACAGUUUUGGAGUACAUGGUAGGCCAUGGGUCAGAACGUGUUAUUAAAGAGAUUAGAGAGCGUGCAUAUCAAAUUUCGACAUUGUCCGAUUUCCAGUAUAUUGAUUCCGGUGGUAGAGAUCAAGGAACCAAUGUUAGGAAGAAAUCACAGAGCCUGGUGGCGUUGGUCAAUGACAAAGAGAGAAUAGCUGAGGUCAGAGAGAAGGCUUCAGCCAACAGAGAUAAGUAUCGCAGCUCAGCACCAGGUGGGAUGUAUAAGCCUUCAGGAGGAUACGGGGACAAAUAUGAUUACGGAUCCCGGGAUGAAGAGCGAAGUAGUUAUGGAAGAGAAAGGGAAUAUGGUUAUAGGGAUGAUGAUAGAAAUAGCCGUGAUGGAGAUCGUCACUCCAGAGACUCUGAAGACCGGUAUGGGAGAGAUGGUAACAGGGAAGAUGAUUACAGAGGAAGGAGCAGAAGUGUUGAUAACUACCAAAAUGGGUCACGAGGUAGAAGUUCAGAAAGGGAACGGACAUUUGAGGAUGAUGGCCAUUCAUCAAGGGGUAGUGGUGCUCGAGCUGAUGACAGUUCUCAGGAUGGGAGAGGGCAGCUCCAGAGGAAAUUUUCUGAACAAAAUAUUGGUGCUCCACCUAGUUAUGAAGAGGCUGUCAGUGACUCAAGGAGUCCUGUAUAUAGUGAAAGGGAUGGUGGAGAGACCCCACAAGCUGCUGCUCCAGAAGCUGGUUCUCCUCCCCCACAAGCUGUUGCUCCAGGAGCUGGUUCUCCUCCCCCACAAGCUAUUACUCCAGGAGCUGCUUCUCCCUCUGCCCCACAAAUAGCUGCUCCAACGGUUGCUUCUCCUCCUGCUGGAAACAACACAGACAAUAAAUCUACUGGUUUUGAUAAUGAAUCUUCUCCUCAGAACAUUGAGGCUUUUGAUGAAUUUGAUCCACGCUGUGCGUUUUCAGCUUGUCCUCCAGCAUAUGCAUCUGCGGACGGUGUUUCAGCUCCUCCAACAAUGGCUUCUACAUCUGCUCCUCCCACCUCAAACAGUGUUGAGAUGGACUUGCUUGGCUCCCUUGCAGACGUAUUUUCGCCAAAUCCUUUGGCCAUUGUACCGGCUGAGUCUACCUCUGUUGAAACCAAUGGACAAGCCAAUGCUCCAUCGUUUUCUACAUCUCAGCCAUCAGCUCAGACAUUUGAUGAUCCAUUCGGUGAAUCUCCUUUCAAAGCCUUCACUUCUACGGACAGCGACUCAAACCCGCAGCAAAGCUUUGGUGCUCCUUUCCAGCCAACACCACCAGCCUUCACCUCGGAGGUCACUCAUCCUGAUACAGCUCGUAACUUUGGCUUUGGGGACUCAUUUUCUACUGUUGCCAAUCCCGAACCUGGUGUUCAGAAUAUGCAACCUCCAUCAAACUCACCAGGUUUUCUUCAAGAGCAGUUCGACACAUCUGACAAUGAUUUUGAUAUUCUUGCUGGCAUACUCCCCCCGUCUGGUCCUCAAGUUUCAGUCCCUCAACAAUCGAGUGCCUCAGUACCAACAUCUCAGUUUCCUCCCAGUGGAAACAACAUGUACGAGGGAUAUCACCCUCAGCCGGUAUCUACAGCCCCAAACAUGCCUGGACAAACUCCAUUUGGGCAAGCUGUACAACCAUAUAACAUGGUUCCUCAUUCACAAAAUACGACGGGAGCCACACCGUUUCACAAUGGAGGCUUCAUGCACCAGCCUGGCUCAGCCGUUUACAAUCCUGGAGUAGUCACUUCACACCCUACAAGCGAAAGCUUCCAUCCACGGCCAGUUGCUGCCACUUCAUCGAGCUCGCAGACCCCUUACUCUACCCCAAGUGGGCCAGCUGGUCAGUUCAUGACACACCAGGGUCAUGAAAUGUCGCCUUCUCAUGCUCCACAAAGAACUCAAUCCGGGCCUGUUACUAGUCAAGGGAACAACAAUUUCAUGGGAGACAUGUUUACACAAGCUGGACCAACAAGCGCUGUGACUUCAUCGUCAUCAUCCCAUUCAGAUCUCACACCUAUAACAGGAGCGAUUGAGAUCGUUCCUCCGCCUCAGAAAAAGUUCGAGCCAAAAUCAUCAGUCUGGGCAGACACAUUGAGCAGGGGACUUGUUAACUUUAACAUAUCUGGACCUAAAACAAAUCCAUUGGCAGACAUAGGAGUUGACUUUGAGGCGAUCAACAGGAGAGAAAAACGGCUAGAGAAACCGACAAAUACACCACCAGCAACAUCGACUAUCAACAUGGGUAAAGCAAUGGGAUCAGGCACUGGCUUAGGUCGUGCGGGUGCAACUGCUAUGAGACCUCCUCCAAAUCCAAUGGUAGGCUCUGGCAUGCCCAUGGGCGGCGGUGGUUAUGGGGGUAUGAACCAAAACCAACACAUGGGUAUGGGAAUGGGACCAGGCAUGAACCCAAAUCAACCAAUGGGUAUGGGAAUGGGACCAGGAAUGAACCAAAACCAACCCAUGGGUAUGGGAAUGGGACCAGGCAUGAACAUGGGUGGAGGAUAUGGCCAAGGUUAUCCGAUGCAACCACAAAACCAAGGAAUGGUCCCUGGUCCGAACAUGCCAGGCAACAACAACUAUAAUCCAAUGAUGGGUCAAGGCGGUUAUAACCCUCAACAAUCGUAUGGUGGUGGGUACAGGUAAGAUCAAGCCAAACCAUUACUGACAAGACCCUCCACUUGUAAAGUCGAGAAGAGAACACUCUGGUUCCGUACCUCUCUGCUUCUUUUCAUUUUUACCUGGGACAUAUAAUAUCUAUCAGGCGAUAAAAUAGUCGGAUUGGUCAGCCGCUUCACGGAAGUACUCAGGUUACAUUAUUCAUCUCAGCAUCAGGAUUUUCUACACUCUUCGUUUCCUUUGUUAUAUGCGUAUAAAUUGAUAUAUACUACACAGAUUCUAUUUUUGAGGGUUUCGCGUAUUGAAUGUGUACAACAUUUCCCAUUCACGGAACAAAUAAAAUAUUUUGUCUUU